Helobdella robusta is the source of this 1428-nucleotide messenger RNA. RefSeq lists its product as hypothetical. The transcript has 2 exons. The record is from RefSeq and is a predicted model, not a curated record. Lineage: Eukaryota; Metazoa; Annelida; Clitellata; Rhynchobdellida; Glossiphoniidae. Gene Ontology annotation, molecular function: DNA binding. Bases 1 to 1428 code for a protein of 475 amino acids.
AUGGAGCGAGUCUGGUUUCAGAACAGGCGAGCGAAAUGGCGAAAGCGGGAAAAGCUAAUGGGCAACGAGUCGCCGAAUUUUUUCAACGCUGACUUCCCUCUACUGCAACCGCCCCUCAUCACCUCACCCCCUAACAACCACAACCUCAACGAACCCCUCCUGUUUGCCACGAGGUUCGCACCGAUGUUUGCCCUCUCGUUACACCAACAACAACAACAACAACAAAUUCGACAGCAAACAUUCAACUUUUACAACAACAAUAAUAAUAAUAGCAGCUCGAGUAUUAACAAUAAUUGUCACAGAUAUGCAGGUGGGUUGAUGGAAAAUGGUGGUAGCGGCGGUGGUAGCGAUUGUGGUUUGGAUUUUAAAUUUUUUGGCAAGCAGGCCGACCUUAUGAUGAAACAACAUCACCAUCCCCUCUCUCACCAUCUACAUCUCUUUCCGAAUCACAUCAAUUCUCUUCCGUGCAUCUUCAACACUCCAUCGUCAUCAUUAUUUCGCCACCACUACCACCACCAGCAGCAACAGCAGCAGCAACAUCAGUUUCCGUUCUUCAAACAGAGCACCAGCAUCUCACCGCUCACGUCGGCGACCACCAACGCAGCACCAUCUUCGAACCUCAACUCACCUUCACCGGCACCUAUGCACACCAAUUUUUUGCUAAAAAAUGGUAGGAAUGCCACAUCAUUCCAGCACGUGAAGCCCUCAACUUCCCCGCAGCCGUCCACACCAUCACCUCCUUCGUCACAUCCGUCGAACAACAUAUUAUCAACGUCAUCAACAUCAUCCGCGUUAUCCUCCAUGUCACCAUUAAACGAGCCAAUCAAACUUCCUCGUUCCCCGCUCUCUCCUGCCGAAAGACGCUCCGAUGACGUCAGAGUCUCUACAAAUGAUGAAGUACUGGAGCGCUUUGAGGCGUUUAAAAGUAAAUCUUUUUUAGAUAUACGCGCCCUGGCGUUUUUGCAACAAUUCGUUCGACCGCAACUUCGUGACGGUUUGAUUGGCGUUGGUGGCAGUUGUAUUGGCGGCAAUGAUGUUUUUUGUGGUAACAACAGUAGAGGUGCUGGUAACAGUUAUAAAAGCUUCAGUAACGUUGGCGGGAUUCAAAAAAUUUCGAGAAAAAGUAGCAUUGAAUCGCUACGGUCGAAGGCGAAACUUCACUGUCGACUCGUUAACGAGAGGAUGAUAACUAAAAAUGAUAACGACGACGAUGUUGACGACGACGACGAUGAUGAUGUGGAUGUUAAGACUGGUGGUUGUUGUGGUGACGACAACGACGACAACAAUAACGAUAAUGAUGAUGGUGGUGGUGAGGAUCUGUGGGGUGGUCCGCUUGGUAACAGUGGUAUUGGUGGUUGUGGUGCGAUUUUCAAUGGAGGCCCAUCGCUUCAGACUGACAUUUCUGUUUCUAUUUCAUCUUCAUUGUAG